AUGUGGCGACCACGACGAACACAGGCCGUCGGGAGCAGGGAGGGUAUCCAUCACCUGAUCAGCUCUGUACGUCGCCAGCGUAUUAGUUCCCUGCCAUCAGGCUUCGUAGUCGCAACGGAAAUUGCCUGCCGCUGCUGCAGCUACUCGACCGAGUCCUUUCAAGCCCACAGCGCCGAAACAAAGAAUCCUUCUUGUGUUGUGGGUACCACCCCGACAGAGAGGCACGAGUGGCCGACCGCGCUCGCCACUCCCUCUUCAAUCCCAGCGACAGAGAAAGCGGGCAUCAUUGCGGAAUGGGUGCCGGACGCCUUGGGCUACCAUCUACCGCUUGGUUUGCGAGAGCAAUGGGGACCUUCGUCCAGAGCCAGUCCAACUGAAGCGAGUGGCUUGAAGGCCUCUAACGAUGCUGAGACCCACGGUACAGAGCAUCAAGAGCUUCAGGAAGUGUCAAGCGCCGGACGCCCCUGCGCGAGCAGCCGAGUCGGCGGCGGCGGCGGCCAUCACAGUGGUCACUCCGACGGCCCCCCCUUCUGCGGGCCUCUGCCCAACUUUGCCACGUCACCGGUGUUCGAAUGGAAGCGGUGUCUGUGGCAGUGGCGUCCGGUGAAGAUCACGCCCGCGGUAGGCACGUCACACCAUACGAGCCUCACCGUCACCGUCCCGAUCUCAUCCGGUGGAGAGGGACGACUUUUACGGGGCGAGACGCACUGCAGUGAAGGCGGCGAAAAUGACCUCGCUGAAGGAGAGUUAGGCAAAAGCUCGCAAGUCUACUAUCUUGUGCCAUUUUUGCUUUGUCCGACGCUCGAGGUGCGCACCACUCAGCCCCUCAUGCAUGAUAGCCUGCGAGAGGAACUGGUAGCAGCCCAAAGCGCUUACCAUCACCGGCGCCGGCGUUGGCCAGAGGACGCGAACCAGGACCGUCUCGGCACUCGCCGCUGCCCAACAUACUCUGAGCGCGAGACUCGAUUGUGGUCGAUCACCAUGCCUACUCCCGUUGGUGAGCUCGCCAUCUCCUCCCCAAAGUACGCUGACGGGGAUGACGCGAUCAAGCAGAACACCAUGCUUGAGCUGCCGACCUUCGCAAUGAUUGAAGGCGAGCCCGCGAUGAGGGUAGGAGGGCGUGUCAGAGCUUGCUGUGACUAUGGAACCACCCACCCAGCGCUGCCGGAAGCGCUGCCGGAAGCGCGGACAUGGGAAGCCGCCACGGCAGCCGCACAGGAUGCGCAGAGCACCUCAGCAGGCAAUGCCGCCGUCCCCUACGUCCACGUCUUCGACUCUGAGAUGAGCACUGCGCGCAGCGACUCCCUUCCGUCGCAGACAGGCAUCAAGGCAUCAGAGUCGCCCACGUCCUCCUCAUGCGACGGGUCGCAUCCGACGCUGCCCCUCACGCGUCGCAAUGUUGUGGGUGGGGGACUUGCGGAGCUCAUUCUCGCCGUGGACAGCUACGCUGCCUUGAUCGCGCGCGGUGACUUGGCGCUGUCCACCGCCUGCUGGGCCACGCUCUGUGACACGAAGAACUGGUGGGUCGUGCAGCGCCUGCGCGUGUGCCCGCUGGAGAUGGAGCGUGAGCUGGUCGCAGCCACUGAGGCACACAAACUCUGGAAGCAAUACACCGUUUCACGCAACAGCACCUUGGUGGGCAAGAGCAGCCACGGUAUUUGCUUUUAUGGCUACCCUUCCUUGGCGAAGUGGCCACUUGGCCAAUAA
Molecule: messenger RNA, 1707 nt
Organism: Leishmania mexicana MHOM/GT/2001/U1103
Lineage: Eukaryota; Euglenozoa; Kinetoplastea; Trypanosomatida; Trypanosomatidae
Exons: 1
Coding region: 1-1707 (568 amino acids)
Source: RefSeq, a predicted model, not a curated record